Molecule: messenger RNA, 1410 nt
Organism: Hydra vulgaris (swiftwater hydra)
Lineage: Eukaryota; Metazoa; Cnidaria; Hydrozoa; Anthoathecata; Hydridae
Product: SWI/SNF-related matrix-associated actin-dependent regulator of chromatin subfamily E member 1
Biological process (GO): negative regulation of DNA-templated transcription
Cellular component (GO): SWI/SNF complex
Molecular function (GO): nuclear receptor binding; nucleosomal DNA binding
Source: RefSeq, a predicted model, not a curated record
AAUCAAAUCGGAGAUGAAAUAUCUAUAACCGUUACUUAAAAUCAAGUAACGUUUAAUUCCGUAACGAUUUGGCGGCUAUCGAGAUUUACUUUUAAAGGUCAUAAAUUAGAAAAGUAUGAAGUAAAUAGAAGCUCAAACUAAAGCGUCAAGAAAAAUUAGCACUAUACUGGAAUUAAAUUUGUAAAUGAGUCGUAUGAAAGAAAAAGCUGUUACAUUUAUGCCAAAUGAAAUCAAAAUUCCGAAGCCUCCUAAACAGCCUGAUAAACCAUUACCUGCGUACAUGAGGUAUAGUAGAAAGGUGUGGGAAGCAGUAAAAAUGCAACACCCUGAAAUGAAAAUGUGGGAUAUUGGAAAGUUAAUCGGAGAACAGUGGAGGAACCUUCCUGAAGAUGAAAGGCAAGGAUUUUUUGCAGAAUACGAAGUUGAAAAGCUUGAAUAUCAGGAUGCUAUGAAAUUUUACCAUAAUUCUAAUGCAUACAGAGAGUGGUUAAAAGCUAAAGAAAAAGCGCAAAACGCUUUACAAGAGCAGCAGAUGAUGGAAAAAAUGAUUGGUGCAAAUAUUCCAAAAGAAGAACCAAGAUUUCAACUUCAACAGGUAGACGAUGAAGAAGAAGAAGAAGAUUUUUCUGCAAAGAAUGUAGCAGCUGCAAGAUAUCAACGCAACCAUCGGUUAAUUGCUGAAAUAUUUACAGAAACUUCAGUACCUAAUAUAAAAUCAGUUGUCACAAGAGCAAGGUUAGAAAAUCUCAAAAAGCAAGUUCAGUCACUUAUGCAACAUCAGAGAAAACUGGAAAGUGAAAUUCAAGACAUGGAAACAAAAUUCAAUGAAAAGAAGAGAAAAAUAUUAGAAAAUAGCGAAAAUUUUAUUACUGCUAUGAACAAGGUUCCCAAGUAUUUGGAUAUAAAAGAAAACUCUGUAGAAAAAAUUAAACCAGAGGUUCAAGAUACGCCAUUGGAAUCUGAUGCAAUGAAGAACAGGCUGCUUGAAAGUAGUGAUAAUUUCAUAGCCAAUAUGAAAAAGCUUCUUGAUCCGUCGAAGCCAGAUAACAUAAACUUUGGUAAUACAGAUAACAUAAACUUUGGUAAUACAGAUGAUAACGUGGCAGAUACCGAUAGUAAGUCGUUAUGCGCUCAACUACGCCUCUUCAUCAAAGAUGAGCAAGAUGCAUUGGUAGAAAGAGCAUCAAAGUUUUCCAGCGAUUCUAUAUUACCAACUUCAGAAAAAUAAUCUAACCAUUAUAAUCUUAAAUCUUAAAUAAUUUUAAAUCUAGAAUCUUAAAUAAUCUUAAAAUUUGAAAUUAUUUAAUGUAACAGUUUAUUUUAUAAAACGACAACGUUUUACAUUUGUUAAAGUAAUUUGUAGUAAUUUAUAACCUAAAAAUAUAAACUAAUAAUAAAAAAUUUUAUAAA